Molecule: messenger RNA, 626 nt
Organism: Trypanosoma cruzi
Lineage: Eukaryota; Euglenozoa; Kinetoplastea; Trypanosomatida; Trypanosomatidae
Product: trans-sialidase, putative
Exons: 1
Source: RefSeq, a predicted model, not a curated record
AUGGCGGCCAACGGAGGGUGGACGCGUCCAGUGAAAAUGGGGAGGCGUGGGUGGAGCCCCUGGGGACACUCAAUUGCCCGCCUGUGGGCCAACUGGCAUGAUGGACAGGGGAAAGGCGUCCUGAGCGGCUUCAUCACUGCGGCGAUUGGAGAAGGGAAUGUUCUGCGCGUUACCCUACCGGUGUGUUAUAAAGCGAGCGAAAAGGAAAAGGGUCGGCCUUCUCUCUGGCUGGCAGACAAUGUUCACAUUGUGGGUAUUUGGCUGGCAUCCCGUAAUGUGCAUGCUGCUGCCGCCAGCUCCCUUUUUUACGAAGGUGGUGAAGGCGAGGAUGAUGGGGAGGAGUUGAUUUUACUGUGCGGGAAGAAGGACGAUGGGGAAUGGGCGCGCAGCCAUUUGUCUGUGUGCCUGACUGCGAAGCUGAAACGGGCGAAGAAUUUGGUGAGGACUUUGAAGGAGCUGUACAUUUUUGUCUUCCAGUUCUGCCCUUACUCAAAUGUCAAGAAAAAUCUUCUGUCCGUCGAGGGCUGCGACACUUUCAUGCCUCCAGCCGGGCUGGUUGGAUGUUUGUCCGGCAAUUAUCCGAGAGUACAUGGAGGGAAGAGGGGACUGGGGGCUGAACGCUACGG